AUGAGCGGUGUUUUCGGGAAGCGUUUGAGAAGUGCGGCGACGCGGUCGUUCGCUGUUAGUAAUUUGGAGAGUUUUAGAGGAGGGUUGAUGAGUAGUGAGCUAGCCAACCGGUGGGCGCCAGCAGCAGGUUGGGCGAGGUCGUUUUUCACGUCCUCGUCCAAGCGCUCGGGCGACGCCUCCGAAGGUGGGUCGAGCCGAAUUUCCCUGGAUUUGAACCAACGGUCCGGGGAGAUCAAGCCAGAGCUGGUAAAAAAGUAUCUGAGCGAGGCCUUGAUGUCGAGGACGGAGCUGAACAAGCGCGCGCUCGCGAGUGAGCGAGCCGCGUUUGCUCGCGACGAACAUGACACGGGGUCAAGCGAAGUACAAAUUGCCUCGCUGACCAUGCGAAUCAAGCACAUGACGGAGCACUUGCGUGAACAUAACAAGGACACGCACAGUCGUCGUGGGUUGAUGGCCAUGCUCGAGCGAAGGAAGAAACUUUUGAAGUAUCUUCGUCGCACGGAUGGCGAUAGGUACGCUGAUACGAUUUUACGACUUGGCUUGAAGGACCGUUCAUUCGUUGACGACAAGUAUGCGUGA
Messenger RNA from Ostreococcus tauri, 579 nucleotides. RefSeq names its product S15/NS1, RNA-binding. Gene Ontology annotation, biological process: translation. Bases 1 to 579 code for a protein of 192 amino acids. The record is from RefSeq and is a predicted model, not a curated record. Gene Ontology annotation, cellular component: ribosome. The transcript has a single exon. Lineage: Eukaryota; Viridiplantae; Chlorophyta; Mamiellophyceae; Mamiellales; Bathycoccaceae. Gene Ontology annotation, molecular function: structural constituent of ribosome.